This is a messenger RNA of Meloidogyne enterolobii, 483 nucleotides long. The record is from the annotation of a GenBank genome assembly. Lineage: Eukaryota; Metazoa; Nematoda; Chromadorea; Rhabditida; Meloidogynidae.
AUGACCGCAUCUAAUGCGAACGAAUCAAGUUGGAGUUGUUAUUGCGCAACAGAAAUUCUCCCAGGCGCUUGUUUGGGUGAUUUUUUCUCAGUCAAUUGGAUGGAUGAUUCCGACAAAGAAAAUUUACUGCAAGAAACAUUAGCUGAACAAUUCGAGAUAGUGAGGAAUAAAACAGAUAGAAGUCAUGUUUUAAGCAUUGGAAGUUUGAAUAUUACAUAUGAACAUGUCUCUGAGUUUAUGGGAUCGAAGGAAUCCAAUGAAAUGGGAGAAAAUAUGAUUAGUAAAUCCAACCCUAAGGAUUACCCCAUGUAUCCGCAGACGGAUAUUCCCCUAUUUUUGCUGUCUCAAAAAUUGAAAGGUAAUGUGAACGGUGAUAUCAUGGCUUUAAAUGCUUUACAAACCUUAGAAAAGGUGUUGUUAUAUUUUACAAUUAUUUUUACUAAGUUUAAAAAUUGUAACAAGUUUAUUUAUUUUAAAUAUUAA